Molecule: messenger RNA, 460 nt
Organism: Sinocyclocheilus grahami
Lineage: Eukaryota; Metazoa; Chordata; Actinopteri; Cypriniformes; Cyprinidae
Product: G protein-coupled receptor kinase 5-like
Exons: 4
Biological process (GO): protein phosphorylation; regulation of signal transduction
Cellular component (GO): cytoplasm
Molecular function (GO): ATP binding; protein kinase activity
Source: RefSeq, a predicted model, not a curated record
CUAUGACAUCUCGUUCAUACCUGCAGACGCUCGAUCACCAGAGACAUAUUUCGAGAGUACCGUGUUUUGGGAAAGGGUGGGUUUGGAGAGGUGUGUGCGUGUCAGUCCCGAGCAUCAGGGAAAAUGUACGCAUGUAAGAAACUGGAGAAGAAGCGCAUUAAGAAGCGGAGCGGGGAAGCCAUGGCCCUCAACGAGAAACAGAUUCUAGAACGGGUCAACAGCAGAUUUGUGGUCAGUUUAGCAUACACUUACGAGACAAAAGAGGCUCUUUGCCUGGUGCUGACGCUGAUGAACGGAGGAGACCUGAGGUUUCACAUCUAUAACAUGGGCACCGAGGGGCUCAACAAAGAAACAGUAGAGUUUUAUGCUGCUGAGAUCCUGUGUGGCUUGAGCCAUCUUCAUAAAAAGUCUAUUGUUUAUAGGGAUUUAAAGCCAGAAAACAUUCUGCUGGAUGAUAAUG